AUGAGCGAGGGUGACGACAGCCGCCUUCAGGCGGAGGAGGACUCUGGUUCUGCAUCUUCGUCUUCGGGCGAAUCGAUCGAUGCCGACGAAUAUGAGGGGCACGCGGACGAGAGCGAUGAUGAUGAUGACGAUGAGCCGCGCGUGCAGGUGGACGAGAGCAGGUCGGUCCUGCUGCGGGACUACAUCGCGCAGGAGCGUCGCAAGCUGGUGCCCCACUUCCGCUCGCUGUCGGUCGCGGUCUCGCACCUCAACUACACCGUCAAGGCCCUGCCGCCGGCCCAGCGCCACAACGACGUCUACCACGCUUGCCUGUGCUGUGCGGCCGAGAAGAAGAAAUCCAAGAAGAACCUGUUGCAUGACGUCAGCUUCUACCUUAAGCCGGGCCAGAUGACCAUCCUAUUGGGCGCGCCCGGCUGCGGCAAGUCGACGCUGAUCAAGCUCCUGGCCAAUCGGCUGCGCUCGGGCAAGGUCACCGGCGAGCUCACCUUCAACGGCAAGGACCCGCGCAAGGGCAACUUCCACCAGGACAUCGCCUACGUGCCCCAGGACGACGUGCACAUCGCCCAGCUGACGGUGAAGGAGACGCUGCAGUUCAGCGUGGACUGCCAGAUGCCCAAGCACGUGUCGAAGGCCGACCGCCAGGAGCGCGUGCGCACGACCAUGCAGCUGCUGGGCCUCACGCACCGCGCCAACACCGUGGUGGGCGACGCCCUGCUGCGCGGCGUGUCCGGCGGCGAGAAGAAGCGCGUGACCAUCGGCGUCGAGACUGCCAAGAACCCCACCAUCUAUCUCCUCGACGAGCCCACCACCGGCCUCGACUCCUCGGCCGCCUACGACGUGUUGCGUGCGCUGCGGUCAGGCGUGGACAUGGGGACGACGGCGAUGGUGGCGCUGCUCCAGCCGAGCUACGACGUCUUCAACCUGUUCGACAACGUGCUGAUCUUGUCGCACGGCGAGAUCGCCUUCCUCGGCUCCAAGAAGGACGCCUUCGCCCACUUCGAGAGCCUCGGCUACCGCUGCCACCCCAACGUCAACCCCGCCGAGUUCCUUCAGGAGGUGGUGGAGAGUGGGACGGGCCAGUGUCCGCUGCCGGAGAAGUACCGGGACAUGGGCGACGAGGAGCAGGGAGACGCGGAGUGGCUCAAGCCCGACGAGUUCGUCGCGCGCUACAAGGAGUCCACCUACUACGCCCAGGUCGAGAAGACCAUCGAAGAGAUCCGCAGCGAGGCCAGCGCCAGCCAGCCCUCGGCCAAGAAAGAGCGAGUGGACAUCGGCGAUCUGACGAAGGUGGACUACUCGGAGAACAUCAAGUACCCCACGUCCGUGUGGUUUCAGUUCUGGCGCCUCACCCAGCGCUCCUUCAUCAAGCUCUGGCGCGAUAUGCCGACAAACAGGUCGCGUAUCGUGGGGUGCCUCUUCAUCUCGUUCCUGCUGGGCACGCUCUUCCUGCGCUUGGGCGACGGCCAGACCGACGCGCGUACGCGCCUGGGUCUCAUGUUCGUGGUGAUGGGCUACUUCUCCUUCUCGUCGACCAACGCCCUCCCGUCGGUGCUCGUCGAGCGCGACGUAUUCUAUCGACAACGAGACGCCAAGUACUACAAACCGCUGCCCUACCUCACCGCCAACAUUCUUGCCGAUGUGCCGAUGACGGUGAUCGAGGGCGUGCUGUUCAGUUGCAUCGUGUACUGGCUCUGCGGACUCAAUGACUCGGAGGCCGGUGGACGCUUCGGCUACUUCAUGCUGAUGUGCAUCCUCUUCUACUUCAGCACCGGCCCGUCAUUGCUCGCGCUCUACCUCCUCAUCUCCGGCUUCAUGAUCACCAGGGUUUUACUACGCCAAUCCACGUACGCGUUCAUGGGCUUUGCGGCCAACGAGCUGUUCGACGCGCGCUACACGUGCGGCGACGACGAGCUCGCGCCGCCCCGGUCGGUGCCCAACUUCAACACCUCCUAUCCGGGCGGCUUCGAGGGCAACCAGGUGUGCCCGCUCACCUCCGGCACGGCCUUUGCCGUCAACGACUUUGACAUCUUCGACGUGGCCGAGCUCCGCUGGAUCAUGCUCGCCUGCGUCGUGGCCUGGUGGUUCAUCUUCACCACGCUGGCCUACCUCGCCCUCCGCUUCGUUCGCUACACGCCGCUCCCGGCGCCGCCCAUGGCCGAGAUGGCCGCCGACGAACACGAGAUGCAAGAGGUCGAUCUCGCGCAGUACAAGAAGCAAGCCAAGAAGGGUAAGAAGCGAAUGGAUGUUCAGGGCGACAUCGACAUUGACGAUGGCGGCGGCGAGGUGGGCGAGAAGGACCUGUCGCCGGCCGGCGCCUAUCUUUCGUGGAACAACCUGGACUACUCGGUCCAGAUCCGCAAGGGUCUCAAGAAGCACGACCUCCAGCUGCUCCAUGGCGUGCACGGCUACGUCAAGCCCGGCAUGAUGCUCGCCCUCAUGGGCUCGUCGGGCGCGGGCAAGUCGACGCUGAUGGACGUGCUGGCGCGCCGUAAGACCGGCGGCAAGAUCGGCGGCGAGAUGCUCAUCAACGGCCGCAAGGCCGACAGCAACCUCAACCGCGUCAUCGGCUACGUCGAGCAGCAGGACAUCCACAACCCCACCCAGACCGUGCUCGAAGCCCUUCACAUUCCUAAAAAGGAGAAGAAGAAGUUCGCCAAGAGCCUCCUGAAGCUGCUCGGCCUCGAGGGCCAGGCCAACGCCAUCAUCGGCAACAACGCGCAGGACGGUCUCUCUGCCGACCAGCGCAAGCGGGUCACCAUCGGCGUCGAGAUGGCGGCCGACCCGGCCAUUCUCUUCCUCGACGAGCCCACGUCGGGCCUGGACUCGUUCGGCGCCGAGCGCGUGAUGAAGGCCGUCAAGAACAUCGCCGCCCGCGGCACGUCGAUCGUGUGCACCAUCCACCAGCCCUCGUCAACCAUCUUCGGAAUGUUCACCCACCUGCUCCUGCUCAAGAAGGGUGGGUACAUGACCUACUUUGGGCCGAUCGGAGAGGAGGACGGCGACUGCUCGGUCCUGCUGGACUACUUUGCCAAGCUGGGCAGCCACCUUAAGCCCAACCAGAACCCGGCCGAGUUCAUCCUCGAGGUCACCGGCGCCGGCAUUCCCAAGACCGCCAAGCAGAUCAAGGAGAAGCCCAAGGACGGCGACGGCGACCAGGAGACCCAGAAGCCUGCCGCGGGAGGAGACAGCGACGAGUACGUGGCGGCCUAUCAGAAUUCAGAGUUUUGCAAGAACGCGCUGCAGCAGCUGGAAGAGGGCAUCUACCCGAUCCAGCGGGAGCGCGAGACCAAGGGCCGUCUCCGUCGCCGAUGGAAGAAGAUCAAGGAGAGAAUGAAGGGUCGCUACGCCAACCCCAUGCACGUGCAGUUCACCGAGACGAUCAAGCGAGCGUAUCUUGCGGUGUGGCGAACGCCGAACGAGUUCUGGAACAAGAUCAUCGGCCCUCUGGUACUGGGCAGCAUCAUGGGCACUCUCUUCCUCCAAAUGGACAACAACCAGGCUGGCGCCACGCAGCGAUCUGCCGUCAUCUUCUUCUCCAUGCUCAUCUGCGAUCUUCUUGCCAUGCCGGCGAUUCCCAAGAUUCUGGCCGAGCGUGCCGUGUUCUAUCGCGAGCACGCGGCGCGCACGUACAACUCGCUGGUCUACGCCGCGAGCAUCAUCCUCCCCGAGCUCCCCUUUGCCGUCAUCACCGCAGUCCUCUACACUAUUCCGUUGUACUUCAUUUCGGGCCUGCAGUACGAUGCGGACAGAUACUUCAUCUUCUUCGGCAUCUUCCUGCUCACCAACCUGCUCGCCAUCUCGCUGUGUCACAUCAUCGGCCUCCUGUCGCCCAACGUCGUCAUCGCCAACUCGCUCUCGGCCAUCCUCUUCACCCUCUUCUCGCUGCUCGCCGGCUUCCUCAUCACGAGGGACGACAUCGGCGGUUGGUGGAUCUGGAUGCACUACAUCGAUAUCAACAUGUUUGCGUUGGAGGUGUUGAUGAUCAACGAGUUCGAAGGCCUCAAGCUUCACUGCACGGGCCACGAGUUCGCGCAGGUGCCGAUCGCCAGCCAGCCGGGCGUCUUCAAGGAGUUCUGCGGCAUCACCACCGGCGAGGAGUACCUCGACUCGAUCAGUUUCUCGUCGGACAACAUGGUGCGCGAUGCCAUGCUGCUGCUCGGGUUCUACUUCAUCUUCAUCUUCAUCACCUGCCUCCUCGUCAAGUUCCUCAAGUGGCAGAAGCGAUGA
Molecule: messenger RNA, 4227 nt
Organism: Acanthamoeba castellanii str. Neff
Lineage: Eukaryota; Discosea; Longamoebia; Acanthamoebidae
Product: ABC2 type transporter superfamily protein
Exons: 22
Coding region: 1-4227 (1408 amino acids)
Cellular component (GO): membrane
Molecular function (GO): ATP hydrolysis activity; ATP binding; ABC-type transporter activity
Source: RefSeq, a predicted model, not a curated record